Messenger RNA from Hemisphaericaspora subhashii, 1122 nucleotides. It is a transcript of the gene SNF4, whose product is annotated as AMP-activated serine/threonine-protein kinase regulatory subunit. The transcript has a single exon. The record is from RefSeq and is a predicted model, not a curated record. NCBI's taxonomy places the organism in Eukaryota, Fungi, Ascomycota, Pichiomycetes, Serinales, Debaryomycetaceae. The coding region runs from base 1 to 1122 and encodes 373 amino acids.
AUGACAGACGUAUCGAGUAGUAAUAUGCCAUCAUCAGCAACUCCUAAUGAUUAUAUCUUAAGUUUAUCUCAAGAACAAAUUGAUCAUGAUCAAAAGAUUGGUAUUAAAGCCAUUCGAUUAUUUUUACAAUCAAAGACUUCAUAUGAUGUAUUACCAGUCAGUUAUAGAUUAAUAGUAUUGGAUACUUCAUUAUUAGUUAAGAAAUCUUUAAAUAUCUUAUUACAAAAUAAUAUUGUUUCUGCUCCAUUAUGGAAUAAUCAAACAUCAAGAUUUGCUGGUUUAUUAACUUCAUCAGAUUUUAUAAAUGUAAUUCAAUAUUAUUUCCAAUUCCCCGAGAAAUUCGAAUUAGUUGAUCAAAUGACCUUAGAUGGGUUAAGAGAUAUUGAAAGGGCCAUUGGAGUAGAUCAAAUUGAAACUGUUUCAAUUCAUCCUUUUAAAUCUUUAUAUGAAGCUUGUGUUAAGAUGUUAGAAUCAAGAGCAAGAAGAAUUCCAUUAAUUGAUGAAGAUGAAAAGACUCAUCGUGAAAUUGUUGUUUCUGUUUUAACUCAAUAUAGAAUCUUAAAAUUUGUGGCAUUAAAUUGUAAAGAAACAAAAAUGUUAUUAAAACCAAUUAAAUAUCUAAAGGGGUUAGGUACAAUUAAAGAUAUAUCAACUUGUACAUUGCAUACUCCAGUUAUAGAAGUUAUUCAUUUAUUAGCUCAUAAAUCAGUGUCUUCAGUUCCAAUAGUUGAUGAUCAAGGUAAAUUAAUUAANACUUGUACAUUGCAUACUCCAGUUAUAGAAGUUAUUCAUUUAUUAGCUCAUAAAUCAGUGUCUUCAGUUCCAAUAGUUGAUGAUCAAGGUAAAUUAAUUAACGUAUAUGAAGCAGUUGAUAUAUUAGCAUUAGUUAAAGGUGGAGUUUAUAAUGAUUUAGAUUUAUCAGUUGGUAAUGCCUUGCUCAGAAGACCAGAAGAUUUUGAAGGGGUUCAUACAUGUACUAUGAAUGAUAGAUUAAGUACAAUAAUGGAUACUAUUAGAAAAUCAAGAUUACAUCGUUUAUUUGUAGUCGAUGAUGAAGGAAAAUUAAUAUCUGUUAUUACUCUUAGUGAUAUCUUAAAUUAUAUCUUAUUUGGUGAGGAUUAA